Priapulus caudatus is the source of this 547-nucleotide messenger RNA. RefSeq lists its product as uncharacterized. The coding region runs from base 98 to 547 and encodes 149 amino acids. The transcript has 4 exons. The record is from RefSeq and is a predicted model, not a curated record. Gene Ontology annotation, cellular component: acetylcholine-gated channel complex. Lineage: Eukaryota; Metazoa; Priapulida; Priapulimorpha; Priapulimorphida; Priapulidae.
AGCAGCAACAACAUCAGCAGCAGCAGUAGCAGCCGCAGCACGACAAUCAGCAGCAGUUGGCGUACACUACGAUGCCGGCGUGUUACUGAGCAAUGACAUGCACGCCUCUAUGACGACCAUCCUGGUGGCGUUGACCAUGCACGUGACCGGCGGCCUACCGUGGGACGUCGACGAGUACCCAAACCCGCAGCAGGAUCCGAUAGGGUGCGCGCGCAGCGGCGAACGCAGCACGUGGGUGUGCGACCCCGAUCGUCUGCUAGCCAUCGAUGAAGCUAAUCUCCUCGAUAGACAGAUCACGAAGGUAAAGAACCACACUGGAUGUCCUUGCGACGACUCCUGUACGGGACCAGGCGGCCGCCAUCACCGCGGAUUCGCCAUAGCCGUGGCGCUGGCUGAGAAAAUCAUCAGAGGAAAAGGAGAGCACGAGACAGAGAUUUUCGUUGAGAACCUGAGAAAGCUCUGGCACAUAGGCUUGUGCGGGGAGGACAUCGUUAUCUUCUUCAACGAACAGCGAGACGAGGGAUUCUCUCCUGCUUUCCUCGGCUAG